This is a messenger RNA of Otolemur garnettii (small-eared galago), 1716 nucleotides long. It is a transcript of the gene ALDH2, whose product is annotated as aldehyde dehydrogenase 2 family (mitochondrial). The transcript has 13 exons. Gene Ontology annotation, molecular function: aldehyde dehydrogenase (NAD+) activity. Bases 66 to 1619 code for a protein of 517 amino acids. The record is from RefSeq and is a predicted model, not a curated record. Lineage: Eukaryota; Metazoa; Chordata; Mammalia; Primates; Galagidae.
CACAGGCUUCGUCCCUCUGCUGGUGUCUGCGUUGCUCGUGUCUGUACUGCCCGCUUCGCUACAGCAUGUUGCGCGCCGCAGCCAGCCUCGGGCCCCGUCUGGGCCGCCGCCUCCUGUCGGCCGCCGCCACCCAGGCGGUGCCUGCCCCGAACCAGCAGCCCGAGGUUUUCUACAACCAGAUCUUCAUAAACAAUGAAUGGCAUGACUCUGUCAGCAAGAAAACAUUCCCCACAGUCAAUCCUGCCACUGGAGAGGUCAUCUGUCAGGUAGCUGAAGGGGACAAGGAAGAUGUGGACAGGGCAGUGAAGGCUGCCCGGGAUGCCUUCCAGCUGGGCUCGCCCUGGCGCCGCAUGGAUGCGUCCUACAGGGGUCGGCUGCUGAACCGCCUGGCUGAUCUGAUUGAACGAGACCGAACCUACCUGGCGGCCUUGGAGACCCUGGACAACGGCAAGCCUUAUGUCAUCUCCUACUUGGUAGAUUUGGACAUGGUUCUCAAAUGUCUUCGGUAUUAUGCUGGCUGGGCAGAUAAGUACCAUGGGAAAACCAUUCCCAUUGAUGGGGACUUCUUCAGCUACACCCGCCAUGAACCUGUGGGGGUAUGUGGGCAGAUCAUUCCGUGGAACUUCCCACUCCUGAUGCAAGCCUGGAAACUGGGCCCAGCCCUGGCGACUGGAAAUGUGGUUGUGAUGAAGGUAGCUGAGCAGACGCCCCUCACUGCCCUUUAUGUGGCCAACUUGAUCAAGGAGGCUGGCUUUCCCCCCGGCGUGGUCAAUAUUGUUCCUGGAUUUGGCCCCACAGCUGGGGCUGCCCUCGCGUCCCACGAGGAUGUCGACAAAGUGGCAUUCACGGGUUCCACCGAGAUCGGCCGCGUAAUCCAGGUUGCUGCAGGGAGCAGCAACCUCAAGAGAGUGACCCUAGAACUGGGUGGCAAGAGCCCCAAUAUCAUCAUGUCUGAUGCUGAUAUGGACUGGGCUGUGGAGCAGGCCCACUUCGCCUUGUUCUUCAACCAGGGCCAGUGCUGUUGUGCUGGCUCCCGGACCUUUGUGCAGGAGGACGUUUACGAUGAGUUUGUGGAGCGCAGCGUCGCCCGGGCCAAGUCUCGGGUAGUUGGGAAUCCCUUCGACAGCAGGACGGAACAGGGGCCACAGGUGGAUGAGACUCAGUUUAAGAAGAUCCUUGGCUAUAUCAAUUCUGGGAAGCAGGAGGGAGCAAAGCUGCUGUGUGGUGGGGGGCCUGCUGCUGAUCGUGGCUAUUAUAUCCAGCCCACUGUGUUUGGAGAUGUGAAAGACGGGAUGACCAUUGCCAAGGAAGAGAUCUUCGGGCCAGUGAUGCAGAUCCUGAAGUUCAAGACCAUAGAGGAAGUUGUUGGGAGAGCCAACAAUUCCAAGUAUGGGCUGGCAGCGGCCGUCUUCACAAAGGACUUGGACAAGGCCAAUUAUCUGUCCCAGGCCCUGCAGGCUGGCACAGUGUGGAUCAACUGCUAUGAUGUGUUUGGGGCCCAGUCACCAUUUGGCGGCUACAAGAUGUCAGGGAGUGGCCGGGAGCUGGGCGAGUAUGGUCUGCAGGCGUACACCGAAGUGAAGACUGUCACAGUCAAAGUUCCCCAGAAGAACUCAUAAAGAACCAGCUGGCUUCUUUCCUCAUCGAGUGACAGAAAGUUCGGCAAGAUCAGCAGCAAAACCAAGAAAAAUGACCCAUGCACGCUAAAAGUCUCAA